CUCUUCUCCCAUCCCUCCACCCCUCCACCUCCUCCCUCCCCCUCUCUUUCUCCAUCUCGCCGGAAUCUCACCUCCGAUCCGGCGGCGCGCCACCACCGACACCGGGCAAACCGUCCCCGCCGCCGUUCCGCUCCACAGGAACCGUCCGGGGAGCUCUGGGAGCCGGGGAAGAUGGAGUCGAUCAUAGCGCGGGCGCUGGAGUACACGCUCAAGUACUGGAUGAAGUCCUUCUCCCGCGACCAGUUCAAGCUCCAGGGCCGUACCGCGCAGCUCUCCAACCUCGAUAUCAAUGGCGAUGCGCUGCACGCGAGCCUGGGGCUGCCUCCGGCGCUCACUGUCGACACCGCGCGCGUCGGGAAGCUGGAGAUCACGUUACCAUCUGUAUCAAAUGUACAAGUGGAGCCUAUUGUGGUGAACAUUGACAAGCUUGAUCUCGUGCUUGUAGAAAAGGAUGAUUCUGAAAAUCUCAGCCCUAGCAGCACUACAUCAUCUGCAUCAGCAACUAAAAGCAGCGGAUAUGGUUAUGCUGAUAAGAUUGCAGAUGGAAUGACAGUACAAGUAGGUAUUGUGAACCUGCUCCUGGAAACUCAUGGAGGGUCUCGCCGACAAGGAGAUGCAACGUGGUCACCGCCACUAGCAGCUAUCACAUUUCGUGAUCUUGUACUGUACACAACAAAUGAAAAAUGGCAGGUAGUAAACUUGAAAGAAGCAAGGGAUUUCUCCAACAACAAAGGAUUCAUUUAUGUUUUUAAGAAACUGGAAUGGCAAUCACUGUCAGUUGAUCUAUUACCUCAUCCUGACAUGUUCACCGAUGCAAGAUUUAACUCUUCUAGCAAUCAAGAUAAUAAACGAGACGAUGAUGGCGCGAAACGGAUGUUCUUUGGUGGUGAAAGAUUUUUGGAAGGAAUAUCUGGGGAGGCUAAUAUCACGGUUCAACGGACAGAACAAAAUAAUCCACUUGGGCUUGAGGUUCAACUGCAUAUUACUGAAGCUGUCUGUCCUGCGUUAAGUGAACCUGGCUUACGGGCCUUUCUUCGAUUCAUGACUGGGGUAUCUGUGUGCCUAAACAGGGGAGACGUGGAUCCAAAAGCUCAGCAGCUUGCUGAAGCAGCAGGAUCUUCCUUGGUUUCCAUUAUCGUAGAUCAUAUAUUCCUCUGCAUUAAAGAUACUGAGUUUCAACUUGAACUUCUGAUGCAGUCUUUGUUCUUCUCACGGGCGAGCGUUUCAGAUGGGGAGUGUUCGAAGAACUUGUCUUGCAUAAAGGUUGGCGGGCUGUUUCUGAGAGACACCUUCUCUCGCCCUCCGUGCACAUUGAUACAACCAUCUAUGCAAGCAGUUUCACAAGAGCCCCUGCCUAUGCCUGACUUUGGUCAAAAUUUUUGCCCUCCAAUCUAUCCAUUUGGGAAUCAACUACUAGAAUUCGCUGCCGGGGUUCCUUUGUUUUCUCUCUAUUGUCUUCAGAUCACUCCUUCUCCAUCACCUCCAAAGUUUGCUUCAAAAACUGUGAUCACAUGCCAGCCUCUUACGGUAACCCUCCAGGAGCAGUCCUGCUUAAGGAUUGCAUCGUUCUUGGCUGAUGGAGUUGUGCCUAACCGCAGUACCGUUUUGCCUGAUUCUUCAAUCAACAGCCUGUCAUUUUCCCUUAAAGAGUUUGAUCUCUCCGUUCCAUUGGACUCUGAGGAAAUCACAAGGUGCAGCGGAACCAAGAACACGUGUCCUCAAUCAUCAUUUUCAGGUGCACGACUUCAUGUGGAAGACCUAUACUUCUGCCAGUCACCAUCAGCAAAAUGUCCAUUACUAAACCUUGAUAGGGAUCCAGCUUGCUUCCUUCUCUGGGAAUAUCAACCUGUUGAUGCAAGUCAAAUGAAGUGGGCUACUAGGGCUUCUCAUUUAAGCCUCUCGCUCGAAACUUCUGGCGCUUCAAACGGACAGAGAGCAGCCAGGGACUCUUCUGCAAAUUUGUGGAAAUGUAUUGAACUAGAUGACAUCCGAUUUGAGGCAGCUAUGGUUACCGCAGACGGUAGCCCUUUGUUGGAUGUGCCACCCCCCGAGGGUGUUGUAAGGAUUGGUGUUGCUUUCCAACAGUUUACAUCCAAUACCUCAGUGGAACAGUUGUUUUUUGUCCUAGGUUUCUAUACUUACUUUGGUCAAGUUGCAGAGCGUAUUUCAAAGGUCAGCAAAGGUAACAAGUCUGGGGUGACCAAAUCCUCAGCUGACAAAUUUGAGAAUAAAUUGCCAAGUGAUACAGCUGUGAGCUUAACUAUGAACAACCUCCAGCUCAAUUUCUUGGAAUCUUUGUCAGCACACGACAUACAUAUGCCCUUGGUUCAAUUUGGGGGAGAGGAUCUGUUCCUGAAAGUUUCUCAUCGCACACUAGGUGGUGCCUUUGCGGUCACUACUAACUUGUUGUGGAGAACUGUCUCUGUGAACUGUUUGGAGGGAGAGAGUUCUGUGAUUUGUGAGAAUGGUAUCGCAGUGACUGGCAAACACAACAUUGUGGUGCAUGAAAAUGGGCAUCCCAAGAUGAGAGCAGUCUUUUGGGUUGAUCAUAUGAGCAAACACCAGGAUAAAGAAGCUCAGUUUAUUGAUAUAAACAUCACUCACGUAAUGCCUUAUGACAUGCGUGAUAUGGAAUGCCAUAGCUUGAAUGUUUCAGCUAAGGUAUCUGGUGUUCGUCUUGGAGGUGGAAUGACUUACACCGAGUCUUUACUGCACCGGUUUGGUAUCCUGGGGCCUGAUGGUGGUCCAGGGGAAGGCCUCUUGAGGGGAUUAAAGGAUUUAUCUUCUGGCCCACUUGCAAAACUAUUCAAAUCCUCGCAUCUCACCGAGGAGGAAAAUGAAAGGUCCAAAGUUGAUGAUCUCAAUUCAAAGUUUGAUCUCGGGGUGCCAGAUGAUCUUGAUGUGUCAGUUGAGCUUAGAAAUUGGCUAUUCGCACUUGAAGGAACGGAAGAAGUAGGAGAUUGUUUUACUCCAACUCGUGGAGGUGAUCAUAUCAGUCGAGAAGAAAAAUGUUGGCAUUCAACCUUCAGGAAUUUACAUGUCUCUGGAAAGAGCAGUAACCGGCUUAACUUGGGAGACGCAGGAAAGGCUUCACCCAAAAGGGCAUUUCCUGUGGAACGCUUUACGGCUGGAAUUGAAGGUUUGCAGGCAAUAAAACCUCGCCUGAGAGAUCAACACUCUGGAAAAGGAACAUCAAACAAUCAUCAAAUGGGCAGUGGAUUUAAUAAUGCAAGUUCUGUUGGUGACCAUGGUGUUGAUGUUGAAGCUACCAUGGUCAUUGGUGAAGACGAGAUUGAGGGUGCCAAGUGGACAAUGGAUAAUGUUAAGUUUUCUGUCAAAGAACCGAUCGAGGCAGUUGCAACGAAAGAAGAACUAGAGCACCUCGCCAUGCUUUGCAGAUCUGAAGCUGAUGCGAUGGGGAGGAUCACUGCUGGAAUUCUUCGCCUCCUUAAGCUUGACAAAUCUCUUGGGCAGGGAACUAUAGAACAGCUUCGUAACCUAGGAAGUGGAGGCAUGGACAAUAUCUUUAGCCCCAGGAGGCUCAGCAGGCAGAACAGUUUUGGCAGUACAGGCACUCCUAGGACUUCAACUAUGCAAGCGAUUGCAGAUGUUAUGGGAUCGAAAAACACACUAGAAGCAACCAUUUCUUCAUUGCAAGUUGAAAUUUCUGAAUCCAAGGCUAAAUGUGCGGCACUGAUUUCCCAGGCAAGCAACAUGGAAGAUCAGAGCCGCACUGAGGAUAUCAUGAUACUGAAUGAAAAGCUAGAGAGCAUGCAAUCGUUGGCGACACGAUUGAGAACUUUGAUCUGAGUUGUAUAUGGUUUCUUUUUUGUGUACAGUACACAAGAUGGUUGUCCAAUCUUGGAAGUGGCCAAUGCUGCACUUCCUGGUGGCUGAUUCAGUUAUUCUUUUGUGUACAUUUAUAUAUUUUCCUUGGGAUGGGGGUGUAUAAAGGUAGAGGGGGUGGAAUAAUGGGUUGAUAGGGUGCUGGAAGAAAAUUUUGUAGGCAACUGGAAUGAGGAUGUUGUGUAGCACUUCAUCAUGAUCAAAUGGGUCAUUAGGGAGGGUGCAGUUGUCAUUUGUACCAUUGUAUUAUUGUAUUUGUAUAAUGUGAUCAGAGACCGUUACUUUGGCGUA
Molecule: messenger RNA, 4137 nt
Organism: Panicum hallii
Lineage: Eukaryota; Viridiplantae; Streptophyta; Magnoliopsida; Poales; Poaceae
Exons: 20
Coding region: 172-3810 (1212 amino acids)
Source: RefSeq, a predicted model, not a curated record